Molecule: messenger RNA, 1823 nt
Organism: Hippoglossus stenolepis (Pacific halibut)
Lineage: Eukaryota; Metazoa; Chordata; Actinopteri; Pleuronectiformes; Pleuronectidae
Gene: slc15a5
Product: solute carrier family 15 member 5
Exons: 9
Coding region: 1-1725 (574 amino acids)
Biological process (GO): transmembrane transport
Cellular component (GO): membrane
Molecular function (GO): transmembrane transporter activity
Source: RefSeq, a predicted model, not a curated record
AUGGUGGCAGGAGACUUUCAGAGACUGCCAGAGGGCAGGAGCCAACUGCGACGAAUCUCCCGGACGCCUCGUCCAGACCCGGGGCGGCCGAAGAAGUCACGCAAGAAGCUCCAAGUCAUCAUCUGCGUGCUGCUGGUGGAGCUGUGUGAAAGAUUUGCUUUCUUUGGGAUUGUGUGCAACAUGAUUCUCUUCUGCACUGUGAAGCUCGGCUAUGACAACUACUCAGCUGCGACAGUCAACCUGUGCUUCAUAGGAGCCAGCACCCUGACCCCGGUUCUGGUGGGGUGGUUUGCAGAAACCUUCUUAGGAAGGGCCAAAGUGCUCUACGUGUGUGCUGUUCUUCAUUUCUUUGGUACAGCCAUGCUGCCCGUGGUGGCUUUUCCCUUUGAGGAUUUCUACAUCGACACUCAUCACAUGACCCACCGGCUGGAGCCCCGGGAGCAGCAGAUCUUGUUCUAUACCGGCCUCCUGGCUGCCGCUCUGGGCAUCGGCGGCAUCCGGGCCAUCCUCUGCCCCAUGGGUGCCUACAGCCUGCAGGGCUACAACCAGCACCAGCUCCUGUCCUUCUUCAACUGGUUCUACUGGUUGGUGAACCUGAAUUCCACUGUUGUGUUUCUGGGUAUUGCGUACAUUCAGCAGUCUGUGGCCAAAAAUCUGGGCUUCCUCAUCCCGUUCACCUCAGUGCUGCUGGCGCUCAUCGCCAUACACAUGAUGCGCAACAAACUCACCUACAAACCCAAGAAAGGUGGAUCCUUGCUGACCACACUGGGCGUCUUCCUGAACUCUCUCAAGAUGUGCUGCCUCCACUAUCGGCACCUGAGUGGAGAUGUGGUGUCUUGGUUGGACCGGGCCAAGGAGAACAACGGUGGUCGCUACAGUGAGACGCACGUGGAGAACGUUAAAGUCCUGGCAAAGCUCUUCCCUCUUUAUGGCCUCCAGCUGCUGUACAGAGCCUGCAUCACACAGAUUCCCUCAGGUUACUACAUACAGACGAUGAACUCCAACCUUCACCUGAACGACCUGCUGUUGCCUAUUGGAGCCAUGAAUGUGAUCAGCAUCCUGCCUCUGCUGCUCUUAGCCCCGCUGAUCGAGUGCGUCUCUACCUGCUACCUCUCCAUGGAAAAGGCUCCUAUGGCCCCUGCGAAAGUCAUCACUCUGGGCCAUGCAUGUGCCACUCUGUCAGUCCUGGUGGCAGGUUUGACUGAGCUGCAGAGGAAGACUCAUCCGCUGGUGGAGCAGACGCUGUCCGGGAAGGUCCUGCAGGUGUCGUCCAUGCCGUAUUUCCAGCUGGCUCCCCAGUACAUCCUGCUUGGUCUGGCAGAGGCUCUCGUCACCCCUGCAUGUUCCCUCAUAUCUUUCCAACUGACCCCGAGCCACAUCAGAGGCAUCUCCCUGCACUUCCUCACUCUGUCCUACGGAGGGGGCUGUUUUCUUGGAGCCUUUAUCGUCCAGCUGGCGUACUUUCUCUCUGGAGGUAACUUCUACCCAAACAUACUGCAUGAUGGGAAUCUGGAGAGGUACUUCUUCCUCCUGGCCUCACUGAUGGCUAUUAAUACCCUUGUCUUUUGGAGAGUAUCUUACAGGUACAUAGACCUGAGUGUGCAGGGCAAAGCACUGACCAUCAGCCCUCUGACCGAGAAGCUGCUGCGUUAUAAGGCCUGCCUGCGUUUCUACGACACCGUGGAUCGCUCCUACACAAACAGCUCCAUCGACUCUGUUCUAUGACCGUCUUCGUCACGACCUCAACUCUUAGCGGCGCUGGCGCUGUUACUACUGUGUGUCUAAAUGUGUCACUUUGGAAAAUGUAGCUUGAACUGAAGGAA